CCAAUAAUGUUCAUCCCAUGUGCGUACAUAUAUACCAACAAACCUUACCCUCAAGUAAGACAUGGAACAACCAGGAAUGGAGUUGGACAACAAGCAAAUUGCAGACGAUGAGAAGGUUAAGAAGCUCGGAGGCAUCAAGACAAUGCCAUUCAUUCUUGCAAAUGAAAUAUGUGACAGAUUUGCAGCCACCGGAUUUCAUGCCAAUAUGAUAACAUAUUUGACACAGCAGCUGAACUUGCCUCUAGUUAAGGCCUCUAAUACUCUCACCAACUUCGGUGGAACGGCUAGCUUCACGCCCCUUAUCGGUGCUUUGAUUGCCGACUCUUUUGCAGGCCGCUUUUCGACCAUCAUCGUCGCUUCCGUUAUCUAUGAACUGGGAAUGAUCAGCAUCACCGUAUCAGCAGUGCUACCAUCACUCCGGCCACCUCCAUGUCCAACCCAACAAAACUGUAAAGAAGCCUCAAGCUCCCAGUUAUGGGUCCUUUACAUGUGCCUUCUACUCACCUCUCUUGGCACUGGUGGUAUUAGGCCUUGCGUGGUUACCUUUGCUGCAGACCAAAUCGAUAUGACCAAAUCAAGUGUUAAUUCUCGCAAAUGGAACUUCUUCAACUGGUACUAUUUUAGCAUGGGAAUGGCAACCUUAACUGCCUUGACUAUUGUAGUUUAUAUACAAGAUAAUGUGGGUUGGGGUUGGGGCCUUGCAAUCCCAACUAUAGCCAUGGCGUUAUCUAUUAUAGCUUUUGUAGUUGGUUCUCCACUUUAUAUCAAGUUAAAACCAGGUGGUAGCCCUUUGAUCAGAUUGGCUCAAGUGAUUGUUGCUGCUGUGAAGAAGAGGAAAAUAGCAUUGCCAGAUGACCCUACGCUUUUGUACCAGAAUAGAGAGCUUGAUGCUUCUAUUUCUGUCAAUGGAAGGCUUUUACACACCAAUCAAUUCAAGUGGCUUGAUAAAGCUGCAAUUGUAACAAAAGAUGAUGAGCAAACAGAUUCGAAGACGCUAAAUCUUUGGAGGCUGGCUACGGUCCACAGAGUUGAGGAACUAAAAUCCAUCAUUAGAAUGUUACCCGUUUGGGCAUCUGGGAUCUUACUUAUAACCGCUUCUUCACAUCUGCAUAGCUUUGUCAUCCAACAAGCUCGCACUAUGGAUCGUCAUUUGUCGCAUUCUUUCGAAAUCCCACCAGCGAGCUUAUCCAUUUUUAGUAUUUUAACGAUGAUGAUAGGGCUCGUCUUAUACGAGCGCCUUUUCGUCCCUUUUGCUCGUCGUUUCACUGGAAAUCCCGCAGGCAUCAGUUGCCUGCAGAGAAUGGGAAUAGGCUUUAUUGUUAACAUAAUUGCAACUAUUAUUUCAGCAUUAAUUGAGAGCAAAAGAAAAGCAGUGGCUGCCCAUCACAACUUACUGGAUAAUCCUAAAGCCAUUAUUCCAAUAAGCGUGUUUUGGUUAGUUCCUCAAUUUUGCCUUCAUGGAGUAGCAGAAGUUUUCAUGUCUGUUGGGCACUUGGAGUUUCUUUAUCAUCAAUCGCCAGAAAGCAUGAGAAGCACAGCUGCAGCUCUGUAUUGGAUAACUAUAGCAAUGGGAAAUUAUAUCGGUACACUUAUUGUCUCUCUAGUUCACAAAUAUACUGGCCAAGAAAAUAAUUGGUUGCCUGAUACCAAUCUUAACAGGGGAAGAUUAGAUUAUUAUUAUUGGCUUGUAACAGGUGUCCAAGUCAUAAAUCUUGUUUAUUAUGUAAUUUGUGCUUGGUUGUAUACUUAUAAACCCUUAGAAGAGGCCAAGGAAGAAGAUAAUGAAGAGAUAAGGAUCGGAUAUAAAAAGUCGAAUGAUAAAAAUGGGGGGAGAGAGGUGGAACUCAAUAGAAAUGAGAUAGUUAAGGUUGUAUAACUUCUCACGAUGAGUAUGAAAUUUACAAUAAAUGGAAUCCCAAGAAUUUUAAUUUAAAAAA
This is a messenger RNA of Jatropha curcas, 1937 nucleotides long. RefSeq names its product protein NRT1/ PTR FAMILY 3.1. Gene Ontology annotation, cellular component: membrane. Gene Ontology annotation, molecular function: transmembrane transporter activity. The record is from RefSeq and is a predicted model, not a curated record. NCBI's taxonomy places the organism in Eukaryota, Viridiplantae, Streptophyta, Magnoliopsida, Malpighiales, Euphorbiaceae. Gene Ontology annotation, biological process: transmembrane transport.